Bufo bufo (common toad) is the source of this 2160-nucleotide messenger RNA. Its product is annotated as embryonic protein UVS.2-like. Bases 1 to 2160 code for a protein of 719 amino acids. The record is from RefSeq and is a predicted model, not a curated record. Gene Ontology annotation, molecular function: zinc ion binding; metalloendopeptidase activity. The transcript has 14 exons. Lineage: Eukaryota; Metazoa; Chordata; Amphibia; Anura; Bufonidae. Gene Ontology annotation, biological process: proteolysis.
AUGGGGGUUAUCUUUCUUCUUCUUCUCCUGAUGGCAGACUUCCAUCUUAAAGUGGUCACCAGCAAUGUGAAUAGUAUUAGAGCUAGAAAGACCAGACAUGCCGUCUACGAACACCUGAGAUACCUCAAGGCCGAUGUGUUUUUCUUGCAAGAGACACGCUUAAACACCUCAGGUCUCAUACGAGAGGCAGAGCGAGAGUGGCAGUCUGGUCCGUCCUUUUGGUCGAUGUCUGUGGAGCCUUAUGCCGGGGUCUCUAUCUUGUUUAACACCCAUGAUGGUGGUAGGCGUCCAAAGUUCACUUACACCUGUGCAGGACGCAGUAGUAGGAUAGAUCUGGCUCUGAACCAACUUGACAGAGUGGAUUUCUAUGAGAACAUGGCUGACUGGUGGGAGGAUGUCAAGGAGGAGAUCAGGUCCCUCUUACAGAGACUGUCAGUUAAGAAGGGGAAGAGUCAAGGUCCCACAUCGAGUCCUCCAUCAGAAGAUGUUUUCAGCACCAUAGAAAGAAUGAACAAAGGAAGCAAGAAGUCUCUUUAUCAAGGUGACAUUGCGGUGAAGGAGGGGCGCAGCGCUAUUACUUGCACUACUGGGAACUGUUUCUGGCCAAAAGCAAGCAAUGGUUUGGUCUCGAUACCCUACACACUGGAUCCUCAGUUCACAAGCAUCGACAGAAAUGUUAUAGCAAAGGCCAUGCUGGAAUUCUCCACAUUGACUUGUAUCAAUUUUGUGCCACGUACUAAAGAAGCCGAUUAUCUGAAUGUUAUCUCCGAUGUUGGAUGUUAUUCUUCACUGGGCCGUGUGGGAGGACCCCAGGACGUGUCUCUGGACAGGAAUGGGUGUGUAUUGCACGGGGUCGUACAGCACGAAUUCAACCACGCCGUCGGCUUCCAACAUGAGCACAGCAGGAGCGAUCGCGAUUCCUACGUCAAGAUAUUGUGGCAAAAUAUAGUUCCUGGAUACAAUGCAAGCUUUGCUAAAGCCAACACCAACAACCUGGGCCUGGAAUAUGACUACUCCUCUGUGAUGCAUUAUGGGAAAUACUCAUUUGCCUCUAAUAACUAUGGACAGACCAUUCAGCCCAUUCCCAAUAACAACGUCGACAUUGGGCAGAGAAUUGGACUGAGCAGCCUGGACGUAGCCAAAAUUAACAGGCUGUAUAACUGCAAUGUCUGCUCCUCUGUGCUCUCCAGUAAUAGCGGUGUCUUCUUCUCCGCAUCAAACCCUUCAAAUUACCCGAAUAACUACAACUGCUCUUGGCUCAUCCGGAUUCCAAAUAACCAGGUUCUCCUGCAGUUUAAGGCUUUUGAUGUGCAGUCCACCCCCGGCUGCACCGCAGAUUACAUCAGGGUGUUUGAUGGCCCCAGCCGGGCGUCACCUCUGCUGCUGGACAGGUCAUGUGGAACUGGGCAGCUGCCGUCACUGGUGUCCUCUGACACCACCAUGCUGGUGGAGUUUGUCACUGACAGUUCUUUCAACGCAACUGGCUUCAGAGCAUCCUACAGCACAGUGAACUGCGGAGGAACCUUUACUGCGCCAAUCGGGAUCAUAUCCAGUCCAGGGUACGAUCAACAGCAAAUGUACCCCCCACUCAGUGACUGCACCUGGACAAUCCUGGCUCCAGUGGGUUAUAGAGUGCAGCUGGCUUUUGCUGACUUCAGCUUGGAGGCCAGUACCCCGUGCUCCUAUGAUUCCCUGGAGAUCAGAGAUGGUAUGCUGUCCACGUCUCCUCUCCUGGGCAAUGCCUACUGUGGCACUACCACUAUCCAGCCUCUGUCUUCCACCAACAAUGCCCUGUUACUCCAUUUCCAAAGUGAUGGCUCUGUAGAGAGCACUGGGUUCCAAGCAAAAUACUAUUUUGGUAAGAGCUAUCACAGAUAUCGGCCGGUGAUCUUGUGGAACCUGCUGCUGUUUUUCAGGUCGGUGGAGAAGUUGGGAGCCCGGGGCAGAUCAGGCAGAGCAGAGUGCAGCCGCACCUCCCGCAUUGGGAGUGACGUCCAGGAGGCGAGUCCUCCCCUUCCCCGGAGAGCCCCUCAUCCCCGCUCAUUGAGAGAAGCUGCCGCUGAUCACACUCCAGCCUCGGCACUCCAAGAACUAGGAAGACGGCUGCCCAGACUGGAGCUGGCAGCAGAGCUGUGCCAUGCAGUGACCAUGCCACACUGA